Molecule: messenger RNA, 1562 nt
Organism: Neocloeon triangulifer
Lineage: Eukaryota; Metazoa; Arthropoda; Insecta; Ephemeroptera; Baetidae
Exons: 5
Coding region: 714-1373 (219 amino acids)
Source: RefSeq, a predicted model, not a curated record
UGAUGAAAAUUAAAAUUAUUAAUUACCACAUUUAACGUGCCGUCUCUCACCUGCCAGUGCAAUUAAAAUAAAAAAAGUGACGGUCAAGUUAAUGCUAGUCGCCCACCUAUAUCUUGUACACACAUGUAUUUUAUGCCCCCCCCCCCCCACCCAAUUAUACAAGGAUUUCAUUUUUCGUCACGAUGUUAGUUGGGCAAUUUGACACAUGGGAAAAUUGACAAAUGGGAAAAAUGGGGGGAAAAAUAGAAAAAAAAUAAGAUGAAAAGGAAUUAUAAUAAAAAUAUUUAAAAGUGAUCGAAUAAAAUCGCUGUUUACAAAAUAUUUCUAUGCGUGCAAAUUCGCACCCCUUUAUUUGCAACCUAAUAAUUUUUGAAUUUUUAUUCAAUUUGAAAAAAAAAAUUGUUACGAGUGUUUUUCUUUUUCCCUGCCGUUCAUUACUAAAAAAUUAGUUCAGUUUAGUUCCACCGAUAAAUAGGUCAUAGGUCCACUAUCGUGGUGGCGCGACAGCCGCACUUGCCACGCGAAAGCGCAGGAGCGAUGCUUCCUCUCCUUCCUCGGCGGCUCCUCUUUCGCAUUCGCACACCUCGCACUCGUCGCAGCGACGCGUUCUCGUUCGGUUUCGUCGUCCAACUCUCCCGCGACUCCCGAACACGAACAGUGCACCAGCAGCCGGCUUCCUUCCGCCUCUGUCUUCGAACCCGGGUGACCCGACCAUGGACAAGCUCUCCAAGUAUGUAAUCUUCGACACGGCUCUUGGAGGCAAUAGGACCGUGAUCGAUCCCAUGAUCAUCAAGCCGCCGUUCAUCGCAGGGAGAACUUUCGACUUGAUGGACAUGGUCACCGUCACCUCGAGCAAGCCAAAUGAGGAGCCUGUCGUCGGCUACAUUCUGCAAAUCGAGGAAGUCGAUUUGACAAGUCAGGCCUCUUCGCUGAUGCCACCCCCCACAAGCACAAAGCCAUCGACAGCCAGUCUUCACCAUUUUCGAUCUCGGCAAGAAAAGAAGAUGAAAAGCUUCGAGAUGCUUUGGGAAGCAGAGUUGCUUCGUCAACAUGCAAAAAUGCUGGAAAUAGAAGCGGACGAAGGACCUUCACCACCGCCUGUUUUCAACCAAGGACAGAAGGGAAAUACCCACCUGAGCCUACGCCUGGGAGCAGCUUUGACUGGUAUUCAAUGCCUGGUCCCAGCACGAGCAAGACUGCGCAGUUCUUCGCUGAACAGAAUGCAUCCUGCAGCAGCUCGAGAUCACAGUCAGAAGAAGAAAGCGAGAUCGCUGAUCUUUUCAGAGAGUCGAGUUUGGAAUUCAACGAUGCUGUUGAGGCUGCCGGACAGUGCCAAAGUCUUGCUCGUCCUGGAGCUCCGGCAAUCAAAUUGACGAUUGCCAACUUCAUGCUGCCGUUCUACAAGCCUUCUCGCAAUCAAAUAUGGAUAAUUCUGCCAUUAUUGGACAUGGCUGUCAGGAAAAGCGAACUGGAAGCUCUGCACAGAAUGCUGAUCGACAGGAAGGAUGACUCCACCGAGACGUACCUACGAGGCCUUGGAUGUUUGUCGCACGGGUCACAGA